AUGCCCGUUCGUCCUUCACUUGAAGGCUCCACCUUCGAUGCCGACCUGCGCGACCGGCAUCUGAUCUAUGAUUACGCAGCACAAGACGAGCACGGCAACCCAGAGAAAUGGCGAUAUGAGAUGUGGUUCCAAAAUGAAGAUCGCAUCAACUAUGCGAUCCAUGGCGGACCGAUGGCAGGUCGCAUCAAUUUCCAAGCGGCCGAAUACCAAUGUAUUCGACCGGGCGAAUUGUGGCAAUGCAACUGGCUGGAAGAGACGGGAACCGUCUGUUCCCUAGUAUACGACAUUCCGCGACGGAAGAUCACCACCCUACUUGGCUUCUCUAAGGGCCACUGGGAACAGGCCGAGGAAGCCCACGGCGACAAGCGGAACCCGAAGGAUUUGGAAAGGUGGCGUGGUCUGGCGAAGCUGGGUAUCCAGACAGAUCGUCAUAUGUUGAGUGAGCAGGCGGAUAUCUUGGAGGAUUUCCGGGGUGCAGGUGAUUUGAAGCCGGCCGACAAUAGUUGGCCUACCCUGUAG
This is a messenger RNA of Penicillium longicatenatum, 519 nucleotides long. RefSeq lists its product as uncharacterized. The record is from RefSeq and is a predicted model, not a curated record. Bases 1 to 519 code for a protein of 172 amino acids. NCBI's taxonomy places the organism in Eukaryota, Fungi, Ascomycota, Eurotiomycetes, Eurotiales, Aspergillaceae. The transcript has a single exon. Gene Ontology annotation, molecular function: carboxy-lyase activity.